UGUUCAAAACUGCGUCAGUGCGCUGAGAGGAGUGGCUCUGAGUUCCGUUAUAUUAGAGAGAUACUGUAUUUCAUCCUCGGAAGAAUUCUGCAGACAUGGAGCUUCUAUCACUUCUGUUUAUGAGCUCCUGCUUCCUGACUUUGUCCGGACUGACGUUUGGUGAUCAAUCCGGGGGACCUGUGAAUGCAAAAGAAGGUGAUGGUGCCAUUUUACCCUGUUCCCUCGGCACCAAUGAGAACAUUGAGUUUGUGCGGUUUGAGUGGACGAAGGAAGGAACUGAAAAGAAGGUGUUUAUCUAUGAUAAUGGGGCGGGUCAUAGUUCUGCCCUCCCAGGUCGAGUCUCACAUUUUCCUGAUCUGAAGCACGGCAGCGCCUCCAUAAGAAUAAAUAAAGUUCAACUGGAGGACGGAGGAAUCUACACCUGUUCAUUUCCAACCAGUGGAAAAACAUUCAGGAUUGAGCUUGUUGUUGUUGAGCCCGUAUUAAAGGACCGAAACGUCCCAGGAGCAGCAAAGCCUCAUGUCACAAGUCAUAGCCAAAUAAUUGGCGGGGCGCUGCUUCAGUGUGAUGUUAAGAAUGCUUAUCCCGAACCUAAAGUGGAGUGGCAGGACAGUGACAAUCAAACCAUUCAUUCUAAGAAGCAGGUCUCUGAACAAGGAGGUCGCUUCAACAUCACCCUCAAAGCUACUGUGACAAAAACUGGUCGCUAUCACUGUGUCGCCACACAGGGGGACAUCAACCAUCAGGCACAAAAGGAAAUCCAUGUACAUUUGAAUGUGCUCCCCGAAUGGGCUGCCAUACUCAUCGGUGUUUUUGUUGUUGGUGUUGUGAUUAUCCUUGCAGUAUGCUACUGUAAGAAACGUUAACAAAGAAGAGAAAAUGGCUGCUCCACAGAGAUGCAGAUAAAUUUCACCUCUGAACAACCUUAAAAAGUGUGAAUUGGUCAUAUUUCAAACCUGUUUUUGCUUUUUUGUCUUUGAUUCAGCUCAGAGUUUAAUCAGAGUUUGGCUCUUUUUUUGUUGUGCGACUUUUCUCUGGUUUCUAAUGAAAAAACAUUUUGAGUUAACUCUGUUCAUCUUGGCUCAGGACGCUCCCUCAGAGAGACGACGUGUCAAGAGUUUUGAAUCAAAGGUUAAAAAAUUCGAUUUUUCUCUCCAACAUCACAGAGUAUUUCAGAGUCAAACCUGAAGAUCACCCAAACUGUCACAGUCCAACCUUCACUCUCCGUCAUGUUCAUGGUUUAAAAUUACACGACUGUUUCUUCUACCUGCAUCUUUCACAUCCUCACCAAGUUUUACCUUCACACUGUUCUGUGUUUAUAUUUCAUUAUCAUUAUUCAUCAUUUAGAGAUGCUGGAGUUUUGUUGUCCUCAUAUAAGAAAUUAGGAUCUGUAAUUAAUCACUUUUAAUGUUUUUUUUCCUCCAAAGUUAAAAAGUUUCUGUGUUGUUGAAAAUAAAAUAGAAAAAUUACCAUUUUAAAAUCACUGUGUAAUGAUGAGGAUACUGUAACUGUCCCCAUGUUAAUAAUACAGUGCAUAGUCACAUUUCCAUCAUUUAAACCUUAAUUUGAUCAUUUACUGAUCAUCUCAGUGUUUCCUCUCCUGCUGCAGUUUAAUGGCUCCUCCCGACUCCUUUCCCAUUUUCAGUGUGCAGCUUUAUCAAGAAUUCACUAAACAAAGUUUCUCUGAGGUUCUAGGGGCAAAGGGGAAAAGUGGAAUUGUAAAGCGCUUUGGGUGCCUGGAAAUGCGCUAUAUAAAUGCAAUUCAUUAUUAUUAUUAUUAUUCAUGGCUUGUUUUUAUCAUAACAGAUUAAAAUAAUUGUAACUCCAACAAACUGUCCCCUCUGAAGACGUUACAGUUUGUUAUCUGGAUCAGUAAAAAGAAAAAUGUGAUGAAUAAUGAGACAAGCAAAUUUAAAAACCUUAACUCUAAAUUCAGGACUUGUUAAAGUAUCACGUUUCUAUUAUGUUUCAUAUUCAGUUAAAAGCUGUCAUGCAAAUGAUGAAGAAAUGUUUCAGCUCAUAUUUAGCUCAGCCUAGUUAAACAUGUGCACUCAUGUUUUACUGUAAAUUAAUGUUUAGCAGAUAGAAAAAUUAUGAUUUCCAUUCUUAGAAGAUUUUCACUUCUUUGCCAAGUAGGUGUGUUGUGUACGCUUACACUCUAAUAUAGUAUGUUGUUGUUACCUCAGUUGAUUUUUUUUUUCAAAUUAUAUUUUUGCUGUUAACUGUUGCUGCACGUUUUUUUUGUUCAUGUCAUUUGACAGAAAGCUUAAGAGUGCACAAACCUGAAUAAAAAACUUUUGGGACUGUGUGUGUGUGUGUGCUUCUCUAAAUGUUAAUAAAGUGAGAAGAUGUUUUACUGU
Oreochromis aureus is the source of this 2360-nucleotide messenger RNA. RefSeq names its product selection and upkeep of intraepithelial T-cells protein 3-like. Bases 96 to 866 code for a protein of 256 amino acids. The transcript is spliced from 6 exons. Lineage: Eukaryota; Metazoa; Chordata; Actinopteri; Cichliformes; Cichlidae. The record is from RefSeq and is a predicted model, not a curated record.